Messenger RNA from Ectocarpus sp. CCAP 1310/34, 814 nucleotides. NCBI's taxonomy places the organism in Eukaryota, Phaeophyceae, Ectocarpales, Ectocarpaceae. The record is from the annotation of a GenBank genome assembly.
AUGAUAGCAAAAGGGAGUGGAAAGGGCACGAUAUCGGGGAAGAUCUUGCGAGACUUCCACUUCGCCCACAUUAGCACGGGGGACCUGCUUCGCGAUGAGAUCCAAGCCGGCUCGGAGACGGGUAGGACGGCCAAGGAGUUCAUGGACCAGGGGAAGUUCGUCCCUGAUCAGAUCAUUUUUGAGGUGCUCAUGGCUGCGGUCGAGCGAGCCAAAGGCCGCGGAAAGCACAUACUUCUCGAUGGGUUUCCAAGGUCCACAACUCAGGCGAAAGCUCUUAAGGAUCACCUGCCAGUGGACAUGGUGAUGAACCUGGACGUGCCCAGACAGGUUAUCAUCGAUCGCCUCACGGACCGUUGGAUACACCCUGGAUCUGGCAGGGUCUAUGCGUACGCCUACCGCCCCCCAAAGGAGCACGGGGUAGAUGACGUCACGGGGGAAAAGCUCGUCCGUAGAGACGACGACCAGCCAGAGGUGGUUGAAGAGCGCCUUGCCAAGUACGAGAGAACUACCCGGCCGCUUCUUGACCUCUACGGGGAGGAAGACCUCCUGCACUCCUUCUCAGGAGAACAAAGUGACGUGAUAUACGCCGAGGUCAGAAAGUUCCUCUCUCAAGUGCUGCCCAAGGGCAAGCCUGCAGCCGGUUAAGCGGAUCGAGUAGAGCCUUGUGUGCUCGCUAAAGAUCGCGUGGUGUGCGUGGUGGUUGAUGUUGACGCGAUAGGCGAGAUUAUUACAAAGUUGUACUUGUUGGAGACGUUUGGUGCGCUGCUUGAAUACGGUGCGUUUCGGACGUCCGUGUGUGGUCCUUCUGUGACAA